AUGAUCAUGCACUCAACUAGCCUGUUUACAAAUCCAUACGCAUUUGAAGUCCUAAGGACUAAAAAAGAAGAGCUAGUAGAAGGCAUAAACGACCCAGAGCAUCUUCUGAACCUGCUGAUAGACAAUGGUAUUUUUACCCCAGAAAAAAAGAUCGUCAUGAGUUUCUACAGGACACGAACAGAAAAGAACUCUCGAGUUUUAGACAUACUAAUUUCUCAAGGUGAACGAGCCUGCAGGCUCUUUUUUUAUCCAUGUUUAAAGCAAGUGGAGCCAAAACUUUAUAGCAAGAUAAGAAAAUACAUCAGUGAAGUAAAUGAAAGCAUUGGAGAUGCUAGAAGACAAUUGGUAGGAUAUUUACUCGAAAAAGACAAAAUGUGGUUUGAAAAUAGCGGUGAACGGCAAGAGGAAAAAAAAGACAGUCCUAGAAGAAAAGAGCAAGAAUGGGAUAUUAAGAAGAAAGGAAAAGAAACUCAACUUUCAAGAGCGGCAAAACCUAGAAAAGAUUAUUCUGAUGUUGGCAUCUUUCAUGCAGUUGCUAAAAGCUAUCUUUCUGAGUUAGAGAAAACAUUGAAAGAUAAUGAUAUUAAUGCACUAAACUCUUCAAGUGAAACACUUCUACAUGUUGCAGCCGCUAAUGGACAUCUAACGAUAAUGGAAUAUUUGAUCAGCAAAGGUGCAAAGAUAGAUGUGAAGGACAAGAAAGGAAGAACAGCACUGCACAGGGCUGCUGAGAAAGGCCAUCGUGAUGCAGUGAAAGUGCUUCUCCAAUGCGGUGCUUAUAUGUACAGUUUGGAUAUGGAAGGCAAGACACCACUUCAUUUGGCUGCACAGGAUAACCACAGUCACAUAUUGAAGAUGCUCCUGAAAGAAGAGGCAAGAAGCUACAGGAACCAGCACAACUUUUUGCACAGGGCAGUUCUUAAAGAUGAGAGCAGUCUGGCAAAAAUGCUUUUAAAGGCAGAUGCCUCCACUGAUGGGAAGGAUGAAAGAGGACAGACUGCUCUCAGUUAUGCUGUUUCUCAAGGGUCUGAAAAUACUGCAAAAGUACUGCUAGAAGCCGGAGCCAGAGUUGAUUCCAACAUGGCCAAAAGAGCCUUCAACAGCAACCACCCAUCCAUCUUCAAAAUACUGCUAGAAUAUUCUAAAGAUUUGUCAUCUGACAUAAUGGAGUCAGCUCUUUUUAGAACUGUACAGAAAAAUCUGCAUGGUAUUGUAGCAGCUUUGGUUGACAGAGGUACAGAUAUAAAUGCCUACAAUGAAAUGCAGUACACUCCUCUACUCCUGGCAUGUGAAACAGGCAAAGCUGAAUCAGCAGAAGUUCUAAUCGAAAAGGGAGCAAACUUUGGAAUAAAGACUCCUGCUUCAGACACAGCUUUGCAUUUGGCAGUUCAAGCCGGGGCUGCUUCCAUCGCAAAUCUGCUUCUGCGCAAAGGGAUGGAAGUUAACCUUAUGAACCAAGCCGAUGAAACCCCACUCCAUGUUGCUGCACUUCAUAAUAAAGGAGCAUUAGUUGGCCUUUUAGUUAAUGCUGGGGCCAAAAUUAAUGCUGCCACUAAAGAGUUUGUUACUCCCCUGCAUAUUGCAAGUCGAAGAGGUAACACUGAUGUUGCCCAACAGCUGUUGCACCACAAAGCCAAUGUUAAUGUUAAGGAUAAGCAGUCAAAAUCACCUUUACAUUUUGCUGCUGAAAGGGGAGACAAAACAAUGGUAGAGAUGCUUCUGAACGCUAAUGCUGACCCCAACGCACAAGACAAGGAGAAAAAGACUCCCCUGCACACUGCAGCUGUGAGAGGACAUCUCAGUAUCGUGAAGGUUCUGUUACCUAAAAAAGGAAGAUCUGGAGCUAAGGACAUGGAUGGAUGUACUCCGUUGCACUAUGUGGCCAUCAAAGGAAACACAGAGAUCGUAAAAAUUCUUCUGACAUCAGGGAAAAAUAAAAAUAUUGAUGAUAGAAACAUUUGGAGAAAGACCGCACUGCAUAUUGCAGUGGAAUAUGGACACAGCGACUUGAUAAAUGUAUUACUGAACCACAGGGCAGACAUUAAUGCUUUAGAGAGCAGCAAGGAUACUCCAUUGCCCUGUGCGUGCAAAGCUGGUCAUUUUAAUGCCACAAAUUCCCUCGUAAACUGGUCACAAGGGGAAAAAACAAAUUUACUAGCUGCUAAUAGUCUCAGAAAGACCCCAUUGCAAGUCACAGAAUUUAAUAAAACAGAAAAUCAGGCUCAAAUUGUAACACUUUUGAAGAAGAAAAUGUUAAUAACAAAAUGA
Molecule: messenger RNA, 2268 nt
Organism: Fulmarus glacialis (Northern fulmar)
Lineage: Eukaryota; Metazoa; Chordata; Aves; Procellariiformes; Procellariidae
Product: ankyrin-1-like
Exons: 1
Coding region: 1-2268 (755 amino acids)
Biological process (GO): regulation of apoptotic process
Molecular function (GO): protein binding
Source: RefSeq, a predicted model, not a curated record